ACUUUUAUAUAAAACGGAGUUAAGUUGAUGGUCAAUGCGUUUACCAUUGUUUCGCCGAAAAUCACUUGCAUCAACAAUAAACUGGUUGAACGACAACGAACAGAAGAAAAAAAAACCGGUGAAAAGUGAACGAAAAACAUUAUCCAAAUGUGUUCGGUAGCAUUGAAACAUGAAAAAAAAGCCCAGCCAACGGUAUAAUCUAGACCAUUCGCUCAUGUGCAUUGUCUUAUUGUAAGUGAUCGGUGGUCAAUGAGUUCAGACAUCAUUUUUGUGUUUCGACAAAAGAAAGAGCAGAGUAAAUACAAUUAAUCUUGAAAUUUUGUGAAGUUUUAUGUGUGUUAUUUCUUUUGUUGCUGUUCGUCUUUAAAAAUGUUUUCUGAAGAAUCCGUGUUGCAAACCGAACCAGUAAUUUCCGAUUUGAAAACCCCAACCAACACCGAAUACGAUCCAUACGUUUGUUCGCUGAAUUCACAUUUCAAGCAAAUUGCCAAAGAGGAAUUGCGCGAAGAUGAGAAUAUACGAACACAAGCUUUGGCACAAUUUCGUGAAUGGAUUGCCAAGCACCCGCACAUCAAGAGAUGCCGAACGGAUGCUGUUUUUCUGUUGCGCUUUUUGCGCGUAAAAAAAUUCUCACUGCAACCGGCCUGCGAAAUGUUGGAAAAAUACUUGACCAUUCGCCAAUUGUAUCCGCAAUGGUUCCGAAAUUUGGACCUCGAAGACAAAGCAUUGGAAGAGAUCAUCGAUAUGGGCUAUGUGGUACCGUUGCCGGAACGUGAUGAACAGGGACGUCAAUUGAUUUUAACCUGUGCCGGACGUUUCGAUCCAUAUCGUUUUACAUCGGCUCAAAUGGCACGCGCUCACUCACUCGUCACCGAAGCUCUGUUAGACGACGAAGAAUCACAAGUGGCUGGCUACUCGCACAUCAACGACGAAGAAGGCUUAAGCAUGGGCUUGCUCAGUUUAUGGUCAUUGACUGAUAUCCGCGCUAUGUUAAAAUGCAUUCAGAAUUCAACCCCAAUGCGUUUGAAAGAGUCAUACUUUCUCAAUUUGCCAGCAUACGCUAACAAAGUGAUGGAAUUUGCAAUGGGUGUGCUCAAUGAAAAGUUGAAAAAACGUGUCAUCUUCAGCAAAAAUCUCGAGGAAUUGAAAACGAAAGUAAAUCCAGCAUUGUUGCCAAAAGAAUACGGUGGCACCAUUCCACUCAAUGACAUGAUUGACGCAUUCAAAGCACGCGUUCGGAAAAACCGUGAAGCACUCCUUGCUUUGGAUGACAUGUACAUUGAAAUCACCAAGGAAUCCACCAAUUUCGCUGGCAACGAUGAUGCAGACAUCGAUGCGGGUAUGGUCGGUAGUUUUAGAAAAUUAGAGGUAGAUUAGAAACAGUAAACAACUGAUUACAAAUAACAAAAGAACACACAAUCAAACGGCAAAUUCUCUUUAUGCCCUGGUUGCUUGGGAUAUUUUAUCUUGAACACACAUUCACACAUUUCAAAUUGACAUUGUAGAUCUCCCUCUCUUGAUUUUCGUACUUCACUUCUUCCAACUAACAAUUUGUUUGUAUUUUUCUUUCGUUUUUGAGCUUUAUCACUUUUGGAUUUUACUAUUUUCUCUUUCGGUUACGAUUCGAUAUUCAAUAAUCAAUAAGAAGUAGUUUUUGGUUGUAAUUUGAAGCACAUGAAGCCACAGCACAAGCAAUAUCCAUCCAAAAAUUUUCAAUUAAUCUGAAUUGUUGGCAUGUAAAAUAUCUAAUAACUGCAUCGCCUUUUGCACUUGGAUGAUAGACGUGGAAUGGCAUCAAGGAUGCUUCUCGUUUCAUCAUUUGCUGUAGAAUGAAUUUUAUGAAUUGCUUUCAACAUAUAAUCUCGUUUGAUAAUUGCAUUUGGAUUGGCCGAAAAUUCUUGAAUAUGUAAACAAUAAUUUAAUUCCGAUUAUUUAAGCCCCGCUUAUUUUCUUAUCCCGACUUCCAAACUAACAUUUCCAAACAAAAACAACAUUUACGACAACUAACAUUCAAUGCAAUGGUAUAUUUGCCUUCCAUUCUUCUUUAUCUAUUUGUAGUAGUUUAACGACAAUGUUUUUUUUUCGUCUUUUAUAAGUAGCCAGUAAGCACAAUUUUAAUUUGUAUUUGAUAAACAAAAUGUAACGAUAAUUUGUUUUUGCAUUAGAAUUUUUUUUAUUGCACAUUCAUUAAGGCAACUAAAAAAUGAGCACAGAAAAAAAUGAAUAUGUUUUAAUAAUUUAAUAUUAAAAAUAGUUGCACAAAAUUUGCAAAUAAUUAUGUAAACACAAAACGAAAUUCCAAUUCUAUUGCUAAAUAUAAAUGUGAGCCCGUCGGUGGAUAAAGUUACCAUAUCUGUGAUCCUUUUCAAAAGGGAUUUUUUUUUAAACAUUAACAAGUAAUGCAAUUUCUUUUUAACGUUUUAGGGAAUCUAAUAUUCGUUUCAUUCAUGCUUUUAAGUUUUAAGACAACUUUUUCGUUCUGUUUUGGGAAAAUUUACAAGAAUAAGAAAACACAUUACAACUUUUGUGCUUGUUUGUGUUUCAAAGUUUGUUAGUUUUUUUCAAAGCCACCAAUAGGUUUGGUAAAUUCAAAAAGUUUACUUUUUUCUGUGACUAAAAAAAUGAAAUUAAAAAAUAAAAUAGAAACAUGUAUUUCGCAUUUCUGGCUUAAAAUAAAAUUUAUCAAUUUUUGCCGUC
Molecule: messenger RNA, 2697 nt
Organism: Sitodiplosis mosellana (orange wheat blossom midge)
Lineage: Eukaryota; Metazoa; Arthropoda; Insecta; Diptera; Cecidomyiidae
Product: clavesin-1
Exons: 4
Coding region: 370-1377 (335 amino acids)
Cellular component (GO): membrane
Molecular function (GO): phosphatidylinositol bisphosphate binding
Source: RefSeq, a predicted model, not a curated record